Messenger RNA from Penicillium manginii, 1137 nucleotides. Its product is annotated as acyltransferase family protein. NCBI's taxonomy places the organism in Eukaryota, Fungi, Ascomycota, Eurotiomycetes, Eurotiales, Aspergillaceae. Gene Ontology annotation, cellular component: membrane. The coding region runs from base 1 to 1137 and encodes 378 amino acids. The transcript has a single exon. Gene Ontology annotation, molecular function: acyltransferase activity, transferring groups other than amino-acyl groups. The record is from RefSeq and is a predicted model, not a curated record. Gene Ontology annotation, biological process: polysaccharide biosynthetic process.
AUGGAGCGCACAACCUGGCUGGACGGCCUGCGCGGCAUCGCAGCCGCGAUCGUCGCCUUCGAUCACUAUUUUAUGAGCGACGUCUGGCACCCGUUCGUCUCGUUCUGGACCGAGCCUCCCGAAUAUAAUCGGCACAUCGUACAGUUGCCGCCAAUUCGCAUCCUCUUCUCUGCUCAUGGCAUGGUGACCCUAUUCAUGGUGAUCUCUGGCUACGCUAUCUCCAUCAGUCUCCUGAACGCGCGCGACGGGCCCCAAUUUCUGCAACGCAUGUCAUCCGCGAUCGUGCGCAGAGUGUUUCGAAUAUAUCUGCCCGUUAUCAUCACCGCUAGUAUCGCACAGAUCUUCUAUUUCUUUGACCUCUACCAUUGGGAAUUUGACCAGGGUCUCAUCGACGAUCUGCCUAAGCCUUGGUCAAACCCCUGGGCCCACUUUACUUGGCUGAUGCAUUACAUGGCGGAGAGUAUCAAUGUCAUCGCCUCUGAGUACCGUGGCGGUCUUAAUGGGCAGUUGUGGACUAUGCCCCUGGAAUUCAGGGGAUCAAAUGUUGUCUACCUACUGAUUAUUGGUCUUUCGGGUUGGCGAAGGAGAGUGAGGCUCAUUGUUCUUCCCACUUUGGGGGCGUUUUUCUUCUGGUGGGGCAACUGGGAUAUUUUCGGUUUUAUCUGGGGUCUUUGGCUUGCAGAAAAGGCUCAUGGUACUGCAUCGAGAGAGAACUUCGAUCAGGAUACGGAGCUUGAAAUGGCAGAGUUUGAUGACACGCCGAACCCACUCUUUUCUUUGCCUGAGCGCUUCAACAUUUGCAGUGGAAAGCGUCGGUAUAAAGCGCUGGGUUGGCGACACCCAAGAAGUUGGCUCGUCUUGUCGCGUGUUGGAAUCGCCCUCGUCUUUCUCGCUGGGUACUAUCUCCUCUGUCUCGGCAAUGAUGGUCAUCUCCCAACAGGAUAUGGGUUCUUAUCCUACAUCCAGUCAUCGCAAUGGAAGGAUCGGUGGCAUAUCUAUCACUUUUGCUGGAAAGAGCUCGGAUCUGCCAUGCUUGUUUUUGGGAUCGCAGAAUUUAAAAUCCUGCAGCGACCGCUAGAUACCCGCGUUGUGCAGUAUCUGGGGAAAAAUCUCAUUUGCGCUUUAUCUGCUUCAUGA